This is a messenger RNA of Pochonia chlamydosporia 170, 1089 nucleotides long. Its product is annotated as heterokaryon incompatibility protein. The transcript has a single exon. Bases 1 to 1089 code for a protein of 362 amino acids. NCBI's taxonomy places the organism in Eukaryota, Fungi, Ascomycota, Sordariomycetes, Hypocreales, Clavicipitaceae. The record is from RefSeq and is a predicted model, not a curated record.
AUGGCGCCACCUGCGGGUGUGACAUUGAUUCGCUACCAGCCAUUGGAUCGCGGUGGCAAUGAGAUACGACUGUUGGAAGUUCGGCCAACUUCGACCAACGACAUCAACGAUCGCGUCGUGUGUCGUUUAGUACACGAGAGACCAAGUGAGUUGUCUGAAUUUAUCGGUCUCUCGUCACUCUACGGCGACAUUGCCGUUACCGAGCCCAUCCUGCUCAAUGGUUCUCAGAUUGCUAUCCCUGCGCACCUCGCGCAGGCUAUGCGCUACCUUCGAGGUGUCUUCUCUGGCGCUGCUGGCCAGCCAACACCCAGUUCAUCGACGACAGAUAUUCAUUGCGCAACACGAAUUGACGAGCCACGAACGCCCAAGAAGACUCCCAGCUGGCUCCGGUCCCUCCUCAAGAACGUGCGGCACAAGUUUGCCGACCCGCACGGCUCCAGCUCAUCCCCAGAUCGAACACCCCCAUUGCGUAUUUGGCUGGACCUCUUAUGUAUCAAUAGGCGGGAUGCUCGCGAGGAAUCGGAGCGGCGCUCACAAAUGGCUCGAGCCUACCGCCACGCGAAGAUGGUCGUUGGCUGGUUAGGGCCGAGGGACUCGACUUCCGAUCUCGCCAUUAACAUCAUCCAGGCGUGGGAUAAAUGCAUGCCUGCUUCAUUUGGCGAGCCUGGUGACCGUGAGGCUCACCCAGAGAACUACGCACCUAAGCUGCAAUGGAUGGGCCCUGUCGCACAUUUAAGCCAUAUUCCUGAAGAUAUUACCGACCCGCGAGACGUCCCAAGUUACAAAGCGAUCAGCGAUUUCCUCAACCGACCUUAUUUUCGAAACGCAUGGCUUCUCGACGAUAUGGCCAUGGCUCGGUUUCCGGCUUUUCUAUUGGGCGAUGACAUUGUGUCCUGGAUGCAGAUUUUACGACUUAAUCGCGUCAAUGAAGAAAUCAAGGACCACGGUGCUGAUAUGUUCCCUGACGACCUGCGACCGUUGCUCGACUAUCUGCCACUUGGGAGUGUGUACACCUUUUUAAAGGAUUUUGAUAGGCGCCUAAGAUUAGAGGGCAAUUCCCUAGAGAUAGUUUCAACAUCGAGCUCAUAG